AUGAAGUCCUGUCGUCUAAGCUGCACCGACUCUGGCUCCGAAUCCUCAGAGCCAGACUCCAGGAGCCCAGAGAAGUAUGAGACAGCCGCGCGGCGACGGAUGGCUGCCAACGCCAGAGAGAGGAAGAGGAUGCAGGGCCUGAACACGGCGUUUGAUCGCCUACGUAAAGUCGUCCCUCAGUGGGGCCAGGACAAAAAACUGUCCAAAUAUGAAACUCUGCAGAUGGCCCUGAGCUACAUCAUGGCCCUCAACCGCAUCCUGACAGAUGGCAGCAGGCACAGCGCCUCCCACAGGCAGUGGUUGGAGCUGCAGUUUGACUGUGUGCAGCCUGAUGACUCCUCGUGUCUCCUGAGGUUGGACUCUGCUGGACAGGGCUGCUUCCCCUCAGCCUUCUCAUGUCAGUUUGAGGACCACCAGCUCCACACAUAA
Molecule: messenger RNA, 429 nt
Organism: Thalassophryne amazonica
Lineage: Eukaryota; Metazoa; Chordata; Actinopteri; Batrachoidiformes; Batrachoididae
Gene: atoh7
Product: atonal bHLH transcription factor 7
Exons: 1
Coding region: 1-429 (142 amino acids)
Molecular function (GO): protein dimerization activity
Source: RefSeq, a predicted model, not a curated record